Hemiscyllium ocellatum (epaulette shark) is the source of this 3474-nucleotide messenger RNA. RefSeq names its product anoctamin 1, calcium activated chloride channel a (gene ano1a). The record is from RefSeq and is a predicted model, not a curated record. Gene Ontology annotation, molecular function: chloride channel activity; protein dimerization activity. The transcript is spliced from 27 exons. Gene Ontology annotation, cellular component: plasma membrane. Lineage: Eukaryota; Metazoa; Chordata; Chondrichthyes; Orectolobiformes; Hemiscylliidae. Gene Ontology annotation, biological process: chloride transmembrane transport. Bases 1 to 3033 code for a protein of 1010 amino acids.
AUGGUCCAUGGAGAUACAAACAAGGAUCAGGAUAAAAGGAACCCAGCAGCCCUGUCUGAGUCUGAGGAAAAACAGCAAUCGUUCAAUAAUCCCACUGUUUUACAGAAUGAUGUGCACUGCUCAGUAACAAUAGAAGCAAAAGGUGUUGAUAUAAUCAAUAUAAAAGGAAUUGAUGACAUAGGAUAUACACAACAAGAGUCUAUGGUUUUGAACACUGUUCCUGCAGACCAGGAUCUUAAAAAACCCAAUGGUUUGUAUUUACAAGAUGGAAAACGUCGUGUGGAUUACGUACUGGUGUAUCAGUAUAAGAAAGCCAACCGCAAGGGGCUCAGCUCCCGCCAGCAGAGUACAGUUGGUGGCUCCCAGCAGGAUCAGACCGAGCCUCCUCUCCAGCCCUCCGAGUUUCCGGAUGAUGACAGGAAAAUGCGCAGAGAAGAGUUUGAACUAAACCUUAUUGAAUCUGGAUUGGAACUGGAAAGUGAUGAAGAGACAAAAGCUUAUGGCCUUGGGUUUGUGAAGAUACAUGCACCAUGGCAUGUGCUUUGCAGAGAAGCUGAGUUCCUUAAGAUUAAGAUGCCGACUAAAAAGGUCUAUGAAGUAAAGGAGAAAACUGGGAUCCUUCUGAAGCUUUCUAGCAUUGUGCAUAAGAUGACUUCACCAUUACGACCAAAAGUGGAUGAUCAAAGUGAUGAUGUAUUUAAGCACCUUUCUUACCCCUUCUCCAGAGAGAAGAAACACUUAUUUGACCUUUCAGAUAAGGAUAACUUUUUCAGCAGUACAACAAGAAGCACAAUUGUUUAUGAAAUUUUAAAAAGAACAACUUGCACCAGGGCAAAAUACAGCAUGGGGAUCACUAGUCUGAUUGCCAGUGGAGUUUACACUGCAGCCUACCCUUUGCACGAUGGUCAUUAUGUUGGUGAUUCGACCGAGCAAAAUGAUAGGAAGCUCCUCUAUAAAGAAUGGGCUAGUUAUGGAAUAUUUUACAAAUUCCAGCCACUUGAUCUCGUUAGGAAGUACUUUGGUGAGAAGAUUGCCUUCUACUUUGCCUGGCUUGGAGUCUACACACAGUUACUGAUUCCAGCAUCCACUGUUGGGGUCAUUGUGUUCCUGUAUGGCUGUGCAACUGUUGAUUACAACAUUCCCAGCAUGGAGAUGUGUAAUGAACGUACCAACAUCACAAUGUGCCCUCUGUGUGACAAAACCUGCACUUACUGGAAGCUGAGCUCAAUCUGCGCCACAGCCCGAGCGAGUCACCUGUUCGAUAAUCCUGCAACUGUUUUCUAUUCAAUUUUCAUGGCAUUGUGGGCUGCCAUGUUUAUGGAACACUGGAAAAGAUGCCAAAUGAGGCUCAUCUCCAAAUGGGAUCUGUCUGGGUUUGAAGAAGAUGAGGAACGAUUAAAGGAUCAUCCACGACCUGAAUAUGAGGCCAAGGUUCUGAGUAAAGUUUUGAAGAAAGAACUCGAAAAGAAGGAAGAGACAUCGGAACCAGUGGAUGAACAGCCAAACAAAUGGAAAAACAGAGUGUGGUCUGCCAUGGCCGGGGUCAAAUUGACUGAAAAGGAGAAGCUGACUUGGAGGGAUCGCACCCCAGCUUACGUCACCAAUAUCGUCUCUGUUCUAUUUAUGAUUGGCCUGACUUUUGCGAUAGUCUUUGGAGUGAUCCUGUACAGAAUCUCCAUUGCAGCAGCUAUGGCUGUGAGCCCUGACGCUUAUGCCAGAAACAAUGUCAGGGUCAUCGUCACGGCUACUGCAGUUAUCAUCAAUUUGGUGGUCAUUCUCAUUUUGGAUGAAGUCUAUGGCUCCAUUGCCAGAUGGCUGACAGUAAUUGAGAUUCCCAAAACAGAUAAAAGUUUUGAAGAAAAACUAAUCUUUAAGGCUUUUCUGCUGAAGUUUGUGAAUGCCUACACUCCAAUCUUUUAUGUUGCAUUUUUCAAAGGCAGGUUCACAGGCCGCCCAGGAAAAUAUAUCUAUAUUUUUCGUAACAUGAGAAUGGAAGAGUGUGCACCAGGAGGCUGUUUGAUGGAACUCUGCAUUCAACUGAGCAUCAUCAUGCUGGGCAAACAACUGAUACAGAACAACCUGUUUGAAAUCGGAAUUCCGAAGUUGAAGAAGCUGAUCCGGUAUAUAAAGGCGAAAAGAGAGGCCAAGCUGGAAACAGAGAACAACUGUAAGGCACCGCAGCAAUAUGAAACCGACUACAAUCUGGAGCCAUUUGCUGGUCUGACUCCAGAGUACAUGGAGAUGAUCAUCCAGUUUGGAUUUGUGACACUCUUUGUGGCCUCUUUCCCACUUGCUCCACUGUUUGCACUACUCAACAACGUCAUUGAAAUCCGACUGGAUGCUAAAAAAUUCACCAGCGAGCUCCGAAGACCUGAUGCAACGAAAGCAAAGGAUAUUGGUAUCUGGUACAACAUUCUGAGAGGAAUUGGGAAGUUGGCUGUCAUCAUCAACGCAUUUGUGAUCGCCUUCACCUCUGGCUUCAUCCCACGCCUCGUCUUCUUGUACUUAUACAGUCCUGACGGCACACUGCACGGGUUCACCAAUAACACGUUGUCCUAUUUCAAUGUCAGCCACUUCGAGCCAGGAUCAGAGCCUAUUGAUCUAGAGGCAGUUGGAUACAAGGUUGAGAUCUGCAGAUAUAAAGACUACAGGGAGCCUCCAUGGUCUUCUCAACCAUAUGAUCUGUCAAAGGAAUACUGGUCUGUGUUAGCAGCCAGACUGGCUUUUAUCAUCAUUUUCCAGAACCUAGUUAUGUUUAUGAGUGACUUUGUGGACUGGAUGAUCCCAGACAUUCCAAAGGAAAUCAGUGAGCGCAUGUCUAAAGAGAAGUCUUUAUUGGUGGACCUCUUCCUGAAAGAAGAGCAAACCAAGCAGCACAUAGUGGAGGUCCUCUCUUCCCAAGAGAAGGAGAGGAAAGAAGAAGACCUUGAUGAAAACCCCAACGAGAAUGAUGCCGAGCCACUUGAAAACUGCACUGAAGAUGCAGAUGCUUCCCACUCCAAGCUCAAUAAUGCAGGACCGGAAGUUAUAUAGAAACUGCUUUAAAGUAAACCUAUGUUUCUUCAGUUGGGGCAUUCCAUGAAAUGGCAAGGUGUCACUCCAUAAGGAGCAGCGAAUCCCUGACCUGUACUAACAGCUCCCGAGGUGAACAGUUCUGCUUUGCUGCUCAUGUUGCCAUUUUGAAAAUGCUGAUGCAAGAACUACUUCCUUUUACAGAUGUGGUGGACCAUGAUUUGACUCUUUAAAAAUAGUUUAUAUUUUUACACCAUGAAAGGCAGGGAUUGUCAUUACUUUGUAUUCCACAGGAAGGCUUUUCCAGAUGUUUUCCAUCUCCUAAGUAACAGUACAAGCAAGCCUGGUCAUUAGCUUAAAAAUAAUUCACGGCAGUGGUGACAAGUUUCCUUUUCAGAUUGCUUUCUUGCCAUAACUAUAAUAUACUGUCUUUUUAUUAGAGAUACUUCUGGUUUAAUUGGG